AUGGAGACUAUAGCUAUGGACUACACUGUAGUAGAACCAUCAAAAGACGGUUUCGAAAACAUCUUGGUUCUGACUGACGUGUUUACGAAAUAUGCGUGGGCAAUUCCGACUAGAGAUCAGCAUGCUAUUACGAUCGCUAAGGCCCUAGUGAAGUAUGUCUUAUGUCUUACUCCUUAUGAAUGUCCAAUGCGCUUACACUCGGACCAAGGCAGAAACUUUGAGGCACAAGUUGUACGAGAUCUGUGUAACCACUACGGCAUUAAACGUAUUCACACUACACCAUACCACCCCACCCCUAAGGAAAUGGGCAAUGCGAGAGGUUCAAAAAGACCAUUCACAACCUCUUGUCUACCCUUUCGGAGGAGGCCAAGCUGA
This is a messenger RNA of Anneissia japonica, 375 nucleotides long. RefSeq lists its product as uncharacterized. Gene Ontology annotation, biological process: DNA integration. Lineage: Eukaryota; Metazoa; Echinodermata; Crinoidea; Comatulida; Comatulidae. The record is from RefSeq and is a predicted model, not a curated record. The transcript has a single exon. The coding region runs from base 1 to 375 and encodes 124 amino acids. Gene Ontology annotation, molecular function: nucleic acid binding.